CUUCUCCUGCCUUCCAACGACACAAGAGAACCGAGAGCCCACCUCCCCUCUCCUCUCCUCUCGGUGUGCAGCGCGGCGCGGCGCGCGCAGAGAGAGAAAGGAAGAGAGACAGACAGAGAGAGAUCCUCCUCGCAUCGCCAUCAUUCUCCAAUCUACCUGCUCUGAUUCAUCUGCGCUCUCGGCCGCCGCCGCCGCCGCCGCCUCUCCCGUCGGUCGCGCCGCGCAGGACGAUCCUCCUCGCCGCAACGCGCGCGCUUCACGGUUCUGUGAUCUACCAUUGGCCUCAGGGAAGAUCCUAAGAGAGAGGAUAACUUACAUUUUUUAAUUCAGGUUAAGUAAAAUUACCCGCGGGGGGCAAAUGGCUGCAAUCAUGUUAUGCACGUGCAGCGGGGACCAAUCGAAGUUUGAAGAGAUGCCCCGAUCACCGGAAUCUCUCGCAACCCGGGAUUUCUCAGCAAGUGGUUCUUGUUCGAGACCAGGAAAACGAGAAGCAACACCUGAUGAUAGCCAAGUGAAUGAAGUGGAAUCGGACUUAAGAGAGACUCUUUCGCUAAAUUAUGAGGAGGCCCGGGCAUUGCUGGGUAGACUGGAGUAUCAGAGAGGAAACUUUGAUGCAGCAUUGCAAGUCCUUCAGGGCAUUGAUAUAAGAAGCCUCAAACCACGAAUGACCAGUGCUGUUACUGAAAGUGCCAAGCCUAAAGUUUCUCCACGUUCUUCAAGAAGGAAAACCUCACAAGUGAAUGGAAUGCUAGUGCAUAUGUCAAUGCAUUCUGUAAGUUUGCUUCUGGAAGCCAUAUUGCUUAAAGCGAGAUCUUUGGAAAGACUUGGUAGAGUGACAGAUGCUGCAGAAGAAUGCAGAACCAUCAUAGAUAUUGUAGAGUCUGCAUGGCCGGAUGGUGUUCCUGAAGGUACUUCCGAAGACUGUAAGUUGAUAGACAUGUUCCACUCGGCUCUAGAAUAUCUUCCUAACCUAUGGAUGAAAAGUGGUUGUUUUGAGGAGGCCAUAACUGCAUAUCGGAGAGCUCUUUCAAGGCCCUGGAAUUUGGAUUCUCAAAGGUCCGCCAACUUACAAAAAGACUUAGCGGUGACUCUACUGUACUGUGGUAUUGAAGUGAAGUCUCCUCAAGAGUUCAGUCAGCAACGGAACUUGGCAACCCCGGAGAACAACAUCGAGGAAGCAAUUUUGCUGCUGUUUGUACUUAUCAGAAAGCUAACCCUCCAAGAAAUAAAGUGGGAUCCUGAUCUCGUGAACCAUUUGAUGUACGCACUGUCAUUGUCUGGUCAUUAUGAAGUCUUGGCCAGGCAUCUAGAGAUGUUGUUACCUGGAACCUAUAGCAGAUCAGAAAGAUGGUACGUUCUCGCGCUUUGCUACAGUGCAGCUGGCAUGGAUGAUAGUGCCUUAAACAUCAUAAGGAAUGGUUUCCGUGUGUUACAAAGGAAGGGGAAACCUCAUAUUCCAUCUCUUCUUCUAGGAGCCAAACUAUGUUGUAAGAACCCAAAGCAUGCUUCUGAAGGAAUAAAAUUUGCAAAUAAAGCCAGGGAGUCAUUCAGAAGUCAUGAUAUGCAUUUCAUCAGUGCUGUGAAUCAUUUCCUUGGUGUUUGCUAUGGACCUUUUGCUAGGUCAUCCACUUCUCACACAGAAAAAAUGAGAUUGCAAGAUGAUGCACUGAGGCUGUUGCAGGAUGCUGCGGCAACGGCGAAGUAUAAUCCUGAAAUACUGUACAGCCUUGCUUGGGAAAAUGCAAUGCAGCGCAAACUGAAUGCAGCCAUUGAAAGUGCAGCGGAAUGUCUCGAAAUGGUGACAGGAAGUUCAGUGAGUACCUGGAAGCUGUUGAUUCUAGUGUUAUCUGCACAGCAGAAUUUGGAAGAAGCUGAAUCAGUAGCUGAUAUUGCACUAGAUGAGGCUGAGCAAGAGGAUCAAAUGGAUAUUUUGAGGCUAAAAGCACUAAUUCAGUCCUCCCGUGGACAAUUCAAGUCUGCUGUGGAAUCUUUUAGGAUUUUGCUUGCAAUCAUUCAAGCAAAGAAGGAAAUCUGGAAAUUGACCCCUUAUGAUAAGGUUAAAUCCCUGCAUAAGUUAGAGAUGGAAGCAUGGUUAGAUUUGGCAUCAAUAUACACAAAGCUUGAAGCAUGGAAUGACUCAAACAUCUGUCUUGACAAAGCAAAAUCCAUCGAUUUCUUAUCUCCAAAGUGCUGGCAUGUCAAAGGCCUGAUAUUGGAGGCCCAGUCCUUGCACCAAGAAGCCCUCGAGGCAUUCUCAUUCUCCCUCUCCAUCAAUCCAGACUAUGUCCCUAGCAUGGUUUCUAUGGCAAGCAUUCUAAGAACUCUAGGAGCGAAAUCAUCGUCAAUCGCGAGAACUUUCCUUCGCAGCGCCACCCGCUUAGAGCCAACAAACCAUCAAGCCUGGAUGGGGCUCGGACUCGUCCUGAAAUCUGAAGGAUCGGUGCUUGAGGCCGCUGACUGCUUCCAGGCAGCUUACGAGCUCCUAGAGUUGUCACCUAUUCAGGAUUUCUCCGAGCAACUGCCCAUCUUGCUGCAGUAGGAACUCGUCGCCUUGCCAGAUAUCAAAAAGGAAAAGAAAGUAAACAUUGCCUUGCCAAAUAGCACAGGUUUUGCUGUAGAAAUCUCAUUGCAUCCUUGGCUCUCCAACCAGUAAAUUAUGUGAAUGUAGUAUACCCAUUUUGUUUUGUGGAUGAGCAGUUAUGGUAAAUUAUGUGAGUGUAGGUAUUUCUGUUAAUGUUGCAACUCCCUGUGCUGCACAUUCAGUUUUGUUCUAUUGGAAGAACAUAAAUGAAAGAGAUAUGCUUGGUAGAGCGA
Messenger RNA from Aegilops tauschii subsp. strangulata, 2814 nucleotides. Its product is annotated as protein NPGR1. The record is from RefSeq and is a predicted model, not a curated record. NCBI's taxonomy places the organism in Eukaryota, Viridiplantae, Streptophyta, Magnoliopsida, Poales, Poaceae. Gene Ontology annotation, molecular function: protein binding.